Molecule: messenger RNA, 1311 nt
Organism: Closterium sp. NIES-65
Lineage: Eukaryota; Viridiplantae; Streptophyta; Zygnematophyceae; Desmidiales; Closteriaceae
Source: the annotation of a GenBank genome assembly
AUGUGUAUUGGUCCACAAUUCCGCAGUGUUAAAGAUCAAGCCGCAAAUGGCGGUGGCUCCGUGUGGAUGCCGAACCUCGUCGACGCGCAGCGCUCUCCGGCUGUUUCAGAUCCCUCGGCUCCUCUCAGCGCAUCUCACGGCGUGCUGUCCGUCCAGCAGCAGCAGCAGCAACUGCAGCAGCUGCUCGUCACGAUCGGCCAAUCAGCGAACGCCGUGAGCCAAGCCACGAUGCAGUUCGUCAACGCCACGUCGUCCGUCAACCCUACUUCAUUUCCCGCCAGCCACGUCAGCCAUCAGCAGGCUCAGUCCGCAGCUUCCAAUUCCGGCGCGGGCCAGCAGAGCGCAGCAGACGCGGUGGUGAACAUGAUUCUGCGCAAACUCGCCGGCGACGCGUCUGGCUUCGCGAAGCAUCCAGUCGCCAGCGCAGCGGCGGCCAGCCCCGCUUCGUCCAAAUCGGACGUCUCCGUCGAGCCCGCCUCCGCUGCUGCUCCCUCCGCUCCCCUGCUCGACGCCUCGUCCCGCCCCUCGUCCGCCCCCCCUCGCCGUCCGACUCUCCUCUCCGCGCCGGAGCGCGGGCCGUCCGCCGUCGUGCCGUCAUCCGCGGGCUCUGUCCCCGCGGACUCCGGCGUGAGUCUGCAGCAGUUGGUGCCGGGAUCGUCGGAGGAGACGGAGAGCGACGACGACAUGCUGCUGGCGUACCUGUACGCGCAGGGCCACGCGCACGCCACGGUGCCGGAGGUACAUGGGAAGGAGACAAGGGCGGACGGCGCAGUGGGGGAGGUCGAGAAGCAACAGGAGCAGCAGGUGCAGCAGGUGCAGAGGCAGGGGGAGGUGAUGGCAAUGGAUGGAGCAGCGGACAUGUCGCUGCUGCUGCAGCUGCACGAUGAGGUGAUGGCUCUCGAGAAGCUCGUUGCUGCUGGCGCGUCCUCCGCGCCCGCUGCUGCUGCUUCGCCUAGCACCGACCUCAUCGCAGCCCCUACGUCAGCCCUGGCGCCCCUCCCUCCGCGCGCUGUGAACGCGUCCUUCUCCUGUGCUGCUGCGGCGUCGGUUGCAGCUGUCCCUCUCCCCAGGAGCACCUCCCAGCGCCCUGACGCGUUUCUGGAGCAGAUGUCGAGUGCGCCCGCGCGUAUGCUGUUUGGGUUCAGCCCUGUGUAUGACCUCAUGGCGCCUGGCGCUUCCUGGAACGCUCAUGCUGCUGCUGCUGGUGCCGCUGCCAUACCUGCUGCUGGUGAUGCGGCUGGAUGGGACUUGAAGGAGCUGAUUGAUGCGUGGGCGGUCAACCUCGGUGCCUCUGCUGCCUUCUUGGCGUGA